Molecule: messenger RNA, 4814 nt
Organism: Pimephales promelas (fathead minnow)
Lineage: Eukaryota; Metazoa; Chordata; Actinopteri; Cypriniformes; Leuciscidae
Source: RefSeq, a predicted model, not a curated record
GUGGAACCAGUCAAUACAGAUACUCAACUGUCUUCACAAGGCAUGGAUCCAGUGGGAGUGAACUCAAUAGAGACUGCAGCUCUGGGGAGACCCUUCCAGCUGGGGAUGCUGUAUGACCUCAGGAGAGAUGCUCUCGUACCAGGAAUCAGACUUUGGAGUAAAGAGCAGCUGAAGCAGAAACCCCAAAUCAAUACAGUUUUCACAGUCACCGCUUCAGACUCCAUUGAGGAAAAGUCUAGAUUGCUGAAUAUUGGUGGAUGUCUGAAACUGAGUGUUUUAGGAGGACUCAUCAGUGUAAGUGGAGCUGCUAAUUUUCUCAAGGACACAAAAAGAUCAUUCAGUCAACAGAGACUGACAUUACACUAUCAUUCCACCAGUAAGUUUGAAGAACUGAUCAUAAACCACUUUGCUUCUGGAGACAUGGCUCACUAUGAAGAUGACGUCGCCACACAUGUAGUGACCGCAGUGCUGUACGGAGCAGACGCAUGCUUUGUGUUUGAUAGAGAAGUUUCAUCAGAUGAGGACAAAAGCGUGAUAGCAGGAGAAGUAAAAGCAGCAUUAGAGCAGCUAAAAGGCAUUUCAGCCGGUGUUAACAUUAAUCUGAAUCACAAUCUGAAGACCACUGCUCAAAAAUUCAAGUGUACAUUUUAUGGAGACUUCCAGCUACCUUGUAACCCGACCACUUUUGAAGAUGCUAUGAAGGUUUUUGAAGAUCUUCCGAAACUGCUGGGAGAAAACAAAGAGCUUGCGGUUCCUCUGAGAGUUUGGCUUUAUCCUUUGGACAAACUUUUCUCAAGAGUUGUAAAGUUUCAGCAUGAAAUCAGCACAGGUUUAAGCUCAGAUCUUGAAUCUGUAAUUGAGAGUUUGAGUACGACUGAGAUGAAAUGCAGUGAUCUUCUGACGGACACGCCAGCUUCGACAUUUACUGCAUUUCAUGACAAAAUCAAUGACAUGAAGAAAAACUGCUACCAGUACAGAUUGAGUCUCAUGAAGAAACUCGGCUCUCUCUUACCGAAGAUCCGUGGAAAAUUCACAGAGGACACAGCAUUGAUCGAUCUUCUACGAGAUCAUGAGCAAUCUCCAUUUGAAAGAAGCGCUCUUGAACAAUGGCUGAAGGAGAAAGAGGAAGAAUCUGACAUUAUUAAAGCUUUGCUCACACAACUGAACGACUCUGGAGCAACGGUAGAAAACAACCUCAAUAAAUAUCUAAUGAAUCUGGAUGUUCAACAUUUGGUCAGCUACACUUUCACAUCAUUGAGCUGGACAGAUGAGCUGCUUUCUGAACAGAAGACCUUCCUGAGUUCUUCAACAAAAGAGAGAAAACCCGAACACAAGACUUGGCUCACGCUGGACAUCCAGAAGACUAUGAGGAACAACCUGAGAGUAUUUAAACACCUGAUUGAUUUAAACAACAGCAAAUCAGUCAAAUUCAUUAUUUCAUCAAAAGAAAUGGAAAAUAAUCCAGGUUCCUGCAUUCUCCUGUAUGAAAAUGAAUCUAAUGAAUCUGUUUGCUUCACUCCUCCAUCAAAACCAGACUGUCCAAUCAUUGAAGAUAUCAGAUAUAGACAAGUGGAUCUGAAAGUGUCUCCACCGGGUCCUGAUACAGAGGAACUCAAAUUACUGUAUAAAAUGAAGGAAGAGAAAGACUGGACAUCUCAAACUGUGUCAAAGACCCAGAAUACAGUUACUCUGACUGAUCUCAGACCAGAUACUGAGUACAAUAUUAAAUGUGCAGCGGUGGGAAAACUCAACUACACCGUAGAGAGUGAUGUGACGCGUCUCACAGUCAUAAACCAGAAUCUCAUCAAGGCCAAAGAGUCUGCUAUCGACAAUCUAAGGUGGACUGAAGACAAGUGCAAUUUACAUUUGGAAAACAUCAAGGAAACCACUUUUAGUUCACUUCAUAAGAAAAUACAAGAUAUGCAGCAAAACUGCCAAAAGUAUCGGGAAGAUUUCAGUGACCGGAUUAAAUUUGUGAUCCAGUCGGUUAAAGCGUGUGAGAAAGAGUCUUGUGCUCUGAAGGAUCUUCUUCAAGCUCAUGAUGAGUCUCCAUUCAGUGAAAAGAGUCUGAGAGAGUGGAUCACAGUGAAAGAUAAUGAAAUUAACACCGUUAAUGAGUUUCUUCGACAGUUGAUGGAUUUAGGAGUCGAAGUGAACACAAGCUUGGACUCGUAUUUGUCUGAUAUUCAGGUGGAGAAUGUGUUUUGUUACACUUUCAGUUCUCUUGAUCAGCCGGAUGAGUUUCUUAAUGAACAAGAAAAUUACAUGAAUAAUGAAAUGAUGAGAAAUCCACAGAAGAAACCUGACGUGGCGUCUCAAUCGUGGCUCACUGGAAGCAUCCGGGAGAAAAUGAGAGAACAUUUGAACUUAUUUAAGGAGCUGAUGAAGUCAUAUAGCAGUCAAAGCAGUAAAUUUAUGGUUUCCAUAAAAAUGCAUGACAGGCAUCCAGGUUCCUGCAUUCUCCUGUAUGAAAAUGAAUAUAAUGAAUCUGUUUGCUUCACUUCUCCACCAAAACCAGACUGUCCAAUCAUUAAAGAUAUCAGAUAUAGACAAGUGGAUCUGAAAAUGCCUCCACCGGGUCCUGAUACAGAGGAUCUCAAAUUACUGUAUAAAAUGAAGGAAGAGAAAGACUGGACAUCUCAAACUGUGUCAAAGACCCAGAAUACAGUUACUCUGACUGAUCUCAGACCAGAUACUGAGUACAAUAUUAAAUGUGCAGCGGUGGGGAAACUGAACUACACCACUGAAUCUGAUGUCAUCACAGUUAUCACAAAGAGCAAAAAUGAUCUCAUCAAGAAAAGCAUCUUAAUUGAAGAUGGAAAUCGUGCUCGAUAUCGACUGCAAACACAGACACACAAUACUGAUCAAUCUGAACAAUACAGAAAAAUGACCUUUGGAGAGAGAGACAAAGACAAACCCCAUAAAACCAUUCUGAUGGUGGGAGAAACAGGAACUGGAAAAACAAAACUGGUCAACGUGAUGAUCAACUACAUGUUAGAUGUUCAGAGAGAAGACAAGGUUUGGUUUGAGAUCACAGAUGAUCAGAGUCACCGAACAUCAGUUCACAGUCAGACCUCCAUCAUCACUGUUUAUGAGUUUUAUCUACAAGAGAGUAAAACUGAUCUAACGAUCAUCGACACACCAGGACAUGGAGACACUCGUGGAGUUGAGAAAGAUAAAGAGAUCGCUGAGAGUUUGCUUAGUUUAAUUAAAUCUGCAGGAGUCAAUGAAUUAGAUGCAGUGUGUCUGGCGAUUAAAGAAUCACAGAAUCGACUCUCUGACAGACAAACAUACAUAUUUGACGCUGUUCAGUCUUUAUUUGGAAGAGAUACUGAUGAAAACAUAGUUUUGCUAAUCACAUACUCUCAUGGAUCUGUCCCUAAAUCUGCUCUGACGGCUGUUAAAGAGGCUAAAAUCAAGUGUGCCGUGAAUGAACAGAAUCAGCCGCUGUAUUUCCUGUUUGACAACUGUCAAGGAGAGACGUUUCAUGAAGAAUAUCAGAUGAUCCAAAAGCAAUCAUGGGAUCUCAGUUUUAAAGGAAUGACGCAAUUGUUCAAGUUUCUUGAGAGUGUAAAACCAAAAUCCCUGCAGAUGACUCGAGAUGUGUUGCAGAAACGGAAACAGUUGGAGGCAAAUAUCUCUAAUCUACGCUCACGAGUUCAACUGACAGAACUAAAGCAGAAUGAGCUGAAACAAACCCAAGAAGCUCUGGAGAAGAACAAGGAACAUGUCAAAAACAACAAGGACUUUGAGUAUGAAGUCGAAGUGAAAUAUAAAGUGAAGGUUGAUAUUGAUCGCUCUAAAGCCAGUGUGGCAGUGUGUUGCAGUGUAUGUGAGGAGAACUGUGUUUAUUCAGAUAAUGGGUGGAUCAGAAGUCUCUCAUGGUUCAGUAUGAUGAAAGAUGAUCACUGUACAGUGUGCAGAAAUAAAUGCCACUCCAGCAAACAUGUCAGAGAAGCAAAAAUAUAUGAAACAAAGACAAAGAAGGAGAAGAGGACAAAUGCAGAUUUGAAGAAGAAAUAUAAUGACAAAAUCAGUGACUGUGUAUUUAUGGUCCAGAAGCUGGAAGAAGAACUGCAGGAAUUAGAGAAACAGAAAAUUAAGCUGGUGAAUGAAGCUUUUCUCUGUGUGGAAACUCUGGAGAAGAUCGCACUCAAAACUGAUUCACUGAACACACUUCUGCACAUUGAUUUUCUAAUAGAGAAGUUGAAGGAAAUAAAUGAGCAUGAAAAAGCUGAAAUACUGGAAAACAUCAAGAGGAGAGCAGGAGAAGAAAAACACAGAGUACUGGGAUACAUAAAAAAAAUAAAUAAUUAUGUUUGAUUGCUAUAACAUCUGUGGUCAGUAGUUAGCCUAAGUGUUGCAUGUGAAAACCAUGUCUAUGCUGAUUCUACCACAUUAUCAUAAACCAACCAGCUUGUAAGGAUCCUGAAAAUGCCUGUAUGCCUGUAAGUUGCUUAAUAAACAGCCUCUGCUAAAUUAGAAAAUGUCAAAUACAGACUAGCCCAUAUUGAUUAUUGUAAUUUCUUGUGAUAUGAAAUUUAAAGCAGCAUAAUCCAAAGAGUUUUGUGGAGUAAGAUACUGUUGUAAAUCAAGACAACAUUAUUGUAUUGUAAAAUCAGCAAAUUGAUAGAAUGUAUGUUUUGGGAAAUGAUGUCCAUUAAAACUGUCACAUAAAAACGGCUGUAUAAAAACGGUUAGUUGUAUUACUAAGCACUGCCACCUAGCGGACAUAUGAGACAAUAAUCAUCCUUCAUGAAAUACAGUGAACUAAUUGUGUUAUGGCUUUAAUAAAAAACUUUACUGGGACUAUA